GACGUCACACGCUGGACUGAACGUCACCCGGAAGAGAGGAGCGUCGCCGUCGUCCUGUGUGAGGAUUGUUUACAUUUUCCUGCAGCCGUUAAAAUGAAUCCUCCGACCAUCAACUCGACCAACUCCGUUUCUACGACCAGAAGGAAACGAGAGGCUGAGCGCUCGGUGAACUGGACGGUGGAGGAGACUCAGGUGCUGCUGUGCGCCUGGAGCGACGAGCGUGUGCAGAAAAGUCUGGCUGAAAACCUCAGAAACCGGCACGUCUUCAAACACCUCUCGACCCGUAUGAGCGAAAUGGGAUUCUCCCGCAGCCCGCACCAGUGCCGGCUCCGGGUCAAAACUCUGAAGGCCAACUACGUGCGGGCCAAGCUGCAGAGGAGCGUGGACAGCUCGCAGCCCUGCACCUUUAAAUACUUCACAGAGAUGGACGCUGUGUUAGGCCGCAGAUCUGACGACGGGGAAGGAGGAGGGGCCUAUUUAAUUUCGCCGGAAUGGACAGGAGAGCGUCACCUCAACUCCAUCAACAGGACAGGAAGUAACCGGCCAGAUUCAAACUGUAACACAGAGAUCAGCGGACGCCAUGUUGCUUCUUCAGGGAGGACAGGAAGGGAGCGUUUGAGCUCGUCAGAGGAGCGAGGAGGCCGGCGGUCCUGGCUGCUGGACUCUGAAGUCAAAGUGGAGGACGGGGAAGUUUCAACAGAUGAGUUUGAGUUCAGUAAUCCAGGAUUUCCUCAGCAGCAGCAGCGGGACAGACACCCGGGUUAUCUGGAACCCUCCAUCCAUCGUGACACCAGUGGUUCACUCAUCGAAAACAGCCUGAGCUCUCAUUCACAUGUAGUACCGCCUCCUCCUCCUCCUCCUCCUCCUCCUCCUCCUCCUCUUGUCCAAUCAGCUUCCCCGCCUCCUCCUGCCCCCCCAGAUCCUCACCCACAUGUCCCCCCCGCCUUCAGCCACCAUCAACCAGAGUCCACUUGCCUGGAGCCCGUCCUCAGACACCUGUCGGAGUGUUUCCAGGGUCUGGUGUCGGAGACGCGGGGCCUCCUGGGCCAGCUGGAGAGCCAGAGGCAGGAGCAGGCGCGCUGGCACCAGGAGCUCUUCGCCCAGUGGCUGCAGAGGGAGGAGCAGCGGCAGAGGGAGACGGCCGAGAGGGAGGAGAGGAGGGAGAGGGCUCGCAUGGAGCACGAGAUCAGAGUCCUGGAGCUCCUCAGCGGCCUGGCUAAAGAGCACAGAUGUGGCUGUGGAGGUGGAAGGGCUUCAGGUGGGCCGAAUCACAGCGGGAACAAAGACGGAGAUUAGGACGCACUCAAGUGAAGGAAAACGUUUAGCUUCAUCCAAAGUAACAGCUCUGAGAACGCUAACAGACACAUUCAGGGCGGCUCAGUUCACCUCUGGAGCGAAACAAGAGGAUUGUUCACAGAUAGUUAAUGAUCCGAUGUUCUCAGGAAGAAGAAGAAGAAGAAGAGGAGGAGGAGGAGUUACAGCUGAAGGAAAAGGAUGAUUCAUCAGGCCUCCUAAUAUACCAAAAGUAUUUGUGCACUUAUGUAAAUUAAAAAUGCUUUUUUUU
Labrus bergylta (ballan wrasse) is the source of this 1564-nucleotide messenger RNA. The record is from RefSeq and is a predicted model, not a curated record. NCBI's taxonomy places the organism in Eukaryota, Metazoa, Chordata, Actinopteri, Labriformes, Labridae.